AUUUUACACUUUUCUUUCUAUUCUUUUUCAAUCUCUCUCUUUUUUUUUUUGCAUUGUCCUUUUUUUUUCUUCUAUAUCUUCUUCUCGGACAAACCUAUUCAAUAUAUAAUAUACUACUUUGAACAAAAUGGCCAACCUUAAAGGAGACGAUAUUCACUUAUCAAGACAAGAUGGACAAGAUGAUAGUCAAGAACCCUUUUUACCACCACCUGCCUCAACACCUUCCGAAAAACAAAAUGGUACCACUCUUAUAGCUUUGGUUAUUUUAUUUUAUUUUGCCAUCUCGUUAUCUGUGGUCUUCCUUAAUAAGAUCAUCAUGAGUGGAUCUGACUUUCCUUAUGCUUUAUUCGUUACUUGGUAUCAACUUGUUGUAGCAUUGGUUUUACUACUUGUUUGGGCACAUCUUGGAAAAUCGUACGCCAUGUUUAGUAUUAUUCCUCCUUUUGAAUUCAAUACUACUAUUGCUAAACGUGUAGCCCCUUUGACCUUUGUAUAUGUUAUGAUGUUGGCUUUGAACAACUUGUGUCUCAAAUAUGUAGAAGUAACUUUUUAUCAAGUUGCACGAUCAUUAUCCAUCAAUUUUACUAUCUUAUUCACCUAUCUUAUUCUGGGUAAGACCACUUCAGCUCCUGCCUUAAUUGCUUGUGGUAUUGUAUUUCUUGGAUUUGCUAUCGGUUCUUAUGGAGAAAUCAACUUUUCAUGGGCUGGUGUUUUCUAUGGUGUUGGUUCAUCUGCUUUUGUGGCUCUCUAUGGUAUCUACGUACAAAAAACCUUACCUGCUGUAGAUAACAAUCAAUGGAAAUUAUUACACUACAAUACUACUUUAGCUAUUUUGUUCCUUUUCCCUCUUGUUUUGGUUUCAGGUGAACUUUCCGACAUGUUGGCCAAUAGUAUGGAUGUCAUGUACAGAGUGAAUUUUUGGGUAUUAAUGACUAUUACUGGUAUUACUGGUUUUGGUAUCAAUAUUGCCAUGUUCUUGCAGGUCAAGUAUACUUCUGCAUUGACAAAUACCAUUUGUGGAACCGCCAAGGCAUGUGUACAAACUAUUCUAGCUGCUAUGAUAUUUCAAAAUCCAAUUUCUAGUUUGAAUGGACUUGGUAUUAUAUUAGCCUUGUUUGGAUCUGGAUAUUAUGGUUGGGUACGAUACCAGGAACGAAUUGCAAAAUAGAAACCUUAGAUUUACAACAGUAUUUUAUGCAUCAUCCAAUAAAAAACCUUUUUUUUUUUUUCUGAAAA
This is a messenger RNA of Halteromyces radiatus, 1236 nucleotides long. Its product is annotated as triose-phosphate transporter family-domain-containing protein. The record is from RefSeq and is a predicted model, not a curated record. Gene Ontology annotation, cellular component: Golgi apparatus. The transcript has 7 exons. Lineage: Eukaryota; Fungi; Mucoromycota; Mucoromycetes; Mucorales; Cunninghamellaceae. Gene Ontology annotation, molecular function: antiporter activity. Bases 128 to 1168 code for a protein of 346 amino acids.